GCUUGUUGCUAUGGAUAUGAGAUCUUGUUUACAGGCUGAGGACCUUCUGUUUUUGGGGAAGGAUUAUCCUUUUCGGCCAUGGGCUCCAAAAUGCAGUUAGAAAUUGUAGGUUUAAUUAAAGACCAUAACUUCCGUGUCGCCAAAAGCAUUGCCGAGGGACUAAAACAGAAGUUUCCCGAGGCAUUUUUGGAUCCAAAAAUUCAACCACUUCUUGAAUUUGACUGGCACACAUAUCUUCGCAACAAGAAAAGUGAGCUGCGUGGUGAAGUGUGGCAAUACUCCAGCAGCCUGAUGUGCUUUCUGAACGGCCUUCUCCUCGGUAAUGAGAAAGAUCUUGCCAGCUGGGCCAAGAAGCAGUGGAGUUUCACUUUUAAUCGGCCGCAAGCUUUCUAUAUGGCUCUCACCGAGGACUACUACACCAAACACCUCCAGAACACUGGGCAUCAGUUUGUCUUCAUGGACAUUGAGAUAGCAGGAGAGGCAGCAGGGAGGUUAUUAUUUGAGCUGUUCUCAGAUGUUUGUCCAAAGACAUCAGAGAACUUCAAGGCUCUGUGCACAGGAGAGCGAGGCCUGUCACAGAGAGGCCUCACACUUUGCUACAAGGGCUCUCUGUUUCAUCGUGUGGUCCCCAACGGCUGGGUGCAAGGAGGAGAUAUUUCUCCAGGAAGCAAAGGUAAUGGAGGGGAGUCAAUCUAUGGAUCAACCUUUGAGGGUAAAGAAGUUACAAACAGCUCAAGACAUUUAAAGUAUCACCAAGGCAAAGCACUGUGCAUACGCGUGGAUUUGUGGGUUUACUUGCACUGUCUGUCACACAUGUCCUUCCUCCUUUUAGAUGAGAGCUUUGCCGUGUCCCACGCUAAACGGGGCAUUCUAGGAAUGGCCAAUAAGGGUCGCCACAGCAAUGGCUCCCAAUUCUACAUCACCCUACAGCCAUCACCCUGGAUGGACAGGACCUACGUUGCCUUUGGUCAAGUGGUAGAGGGUGUCGACGUCCUCAGCACAUUAGAAGAGGCUCCGACUUGCAAUGAAAGGCCCAAGUAUGAGUGUAAAGUUACAGAUUGUGGAGUUUUUAAGUUUUAGCCUCUAUACAUUAGUUGUUGAUGUCUUUUAAAAACCCCUCCCAAUGUUUUUCAUGUAGAAAAUAUACACAUAAGAUGACAUUUGACUUAC
Messenger RNA from Scatophagus argus, 1170 nucleotides. RefSeq names its product peptidylprolyl isomerase (cyclophilin)-like 6 (gene ppil6). Lineage: Eukaryota; Metazoa; Chordata; Actinopteri; Scatophagidae. Bases 79 to 1080 code for a protein of 333 amino acids. Gene Ontology annotation, biological process: protein peptidyl-prolyl isomerization. The transcript is spliced from 7 exons. Gene Ontology annotation, molecular function: peptidyl-prolyl cis-trans isomerase activity. The record is from RefSeq and is a predicted model, not a curated record.